AUGGGUCAAGACCAUUGCAGGUUAGAUUCGAAGGUGAAUGCUUAUCACAUACUCACAAUGGUCAAAACAGAUCCAACAAUCAGCAUAAAGGUUCUGCAAGGAGGUGUGGAGAAUCACUUCGGUUACAAGGCGUCGUACAGAAAGGUUUGGAUUACAAAGCAGAAAAUCAUUGCUAGGAUAUAUAGCGAUUGGGAAGAGUCAUACAACGAGCUUUCUUAUUGGUUAUUCACUAUGUACUUGGGUGCAACUUGUGACACACAUUGGCCUGGUUCAGUCGAUACUGUCAUGUUUCGUCGGGUAUUUUGGACAGUUCCACCGUGUGUUGAGUUCUUCAAGCAUUGCAAACCACUUAUUUCCAUCGAUGGCACCCACUUUUAUGGUAAAUACGGAGGCACGUUGCUCAUGUCUAUUGCUCAAGAUGGCAAUGCAAACAUAUUGCCUAUUGUAUUUGCCAUUGUUGAAGGUGAGACGAAGAAGCAUGUCACACCACAACACGACGUCUUAGUGAUUUUAGACAGACACAAAUCAGUUGAUGCUACGUUGAACGCCGAUGGAAGUUUAUGGAAACCAUUGCAUACCUUCCAGGAAUUUUGUACAAGACAUAUUGUUGCCAACUUCAUGACUCACUUCAAAAACAAGGACUUGAAGAAGGUUCUUGUUAACACAACAUAUUCAAUGUCCGAGCGAGAGUUCGCUCAUCAUUUUGGUCGUCUGAGAGGCGAGAACGUCGCAAUUACGAACUGGAUUGAAGAAAUACCUCGUUCACAUUGA
Arachis duranensis is the source of this 771-nucleotide messenger RNA. RefSeq lists its product as uncharacterized. NCBI's taxonomy places the organism in Eukaryota, Viridiplantae, Streptophyta, Magnoliopsida, Fabales, Fabaceae. The transcript is spliced from 3 exons. Bases 1 to 771 code for a protein of 256 amino acids. The record is from RefSeq and is a predicted model, not a curated record.